Procambarus clarkii (red swamp crayfish) is the source of this 960-nucleotide messenger RNA. NCBI's taxonomy places the organism in Eukaryota, Metazoa, Arthropoda, Malacostraca, Decapoda, Cambaridae. The record is from RefSeq and is a predicted model, not a curated record.
AUGGCCUACAACCCCAGGGUCCCAGCUUAUAUGGCCUACAACCCCAGGGUCCUAGCUUAUAUGGUCUACAACCCCAGGGUCCCAGCUUAUAUGGUCUACAACCCCAGGGUCCCAGCUUAUAUGGCCUACAACCCCAGGGUCCCAGCUUAUAUGGCCUACAACCCCAGGGUCCUAGCUUAUAUGGUCUACAACCCCAGGGUCCCAGCUUAUAUGGUCUACAACCCCAGGGUCCCAGCUUAUAUGGUCUACAACCCCAGGGUCCCAGCUUAUAUGGCCUACAACCCCAGGGUCCUAGCUUAUAUGGUCUACAACCCCAGGGUCCCAGCUUAUAUGGCCUACAACCCCAGGGUCCCAGCUUAUAUGGCCUACAAUCCCAGGGUCCUAGCUUAUAUGGCCUACAACCCCAGGGUCCUAGCUUAUAUGGCCUUCAACCCCAGGGUCCUAGCUUAUAUGGCCUUCAACCCCAGGGUCCUAGCUUAUAUGGCCUUCAACCCCAGGGUCCUAGCUUAUAUGGCCUACAACCCCAGGGUCCUAGCUUAUAUGGCCUUCAACCCCAGGGUCCUAGCUUAUAUGGCCUUCAACCCCAGGGUCCUAGCUUAUAUGGCCUACAACCCCAGGGUCCCAGCUUAUAUGGCCUUCAACCCCAGGGUCCUAGCUUAUAUGGCCUACAACCCCAGGGUCCCAGCUUAUAUGGCCUUCAACCCCAGGGUCCUAGCUUAUAUGGCCUACAACCCCAGGGUCCUAGCUUAUAUGGCCUUCAACCCCAGGGUCCUAGCUUAUAUGGCCUACAACCCCAGGGUCCUAGCUUAUAUGGCCUACAACCCCAGGGUCCCAGCUUAUAUGGUCUACAACCCCAGGGUCCUAGCUUAUAUGGUCUACAACCCCAGGGUCCUAGCUUAUAUGGCCUACAACCCCAGGGUCCUAGCUUAUAUGGUCUACAACCCCAGGGUCCCAGCUUAA